GACAGUUCCCGCCCAUCGCGCUGGACGCGCAGUCAGCGCUGGGAGGCGGGCGAGGGGCAAGGGGCGGCGGGGGCGGGGGCAGUGGGCGGCGGAGGAGGCGGACGCGGCGAACGCGCCGGCGGAGGCGGCGCCGGCGCCCGCGUGCUUUGCGCGUGGGCUGCGGUGAGGUCGGUCACGAGGGUUCCUCUACUCACUUGGUGCGGAGAUGGAUUGGCGUUUCGGGCGCCGGCGCUAGGCGCCCCCUGUCGCGCCUGCCUACGCCCCUUCGCCGCCUGCCUGCUCUUCCCGCUCGACUUCACGGCGACGGGCGGCGUGGGGCGCGUGGCCGGGGCCCUGCGCGCCGUCUACGCGCUCUACCUCGAGGGCGCCGUGCUGCUGGCGUUCACGGGCGUGGCGCUGCACCGCGCCGACGCAGCGCGCGGCCUCACGGCGCUCGGCCUCCGCUGGCGCCUCAUCGUCGCAGACCACGUCCCGCGCCUCCAAUCAACCACCACCCCCACUAUUACUGGCCGGGGGCGGGCGGGUGGGAGGCCCACAGGCGCCACUCUUCCGCUGGACGCCGCCGUCCGACGCGCCCGCCCCGUGCCGUGCCCAGGCCCCGGCCCCGGCCCCGGGCCUCACCGCCGCCAGCGCCGCUUGCGAGGCCUCCGUCACCAGCCGCAGCCGCAUCGCCAGCGCCAGCGCCAGCGCCGCUCCUGUACGCUGUGA
Messenger RNA from Gryllus bimaculatus (two-spotted cricket), 708 nucleotides. Lineage: Eukaryota; Metazoa; Arthropoda; Insecta; Orthoptera; Gryllidae. The record is from the annotation of a GenBank genome assembly.